AUGAUGAUACAUACAGAAAAGGCAACUAAGAAGAAUGAUAAAACUGAUGACAAGCUAGAAUCCCUCUACAUUCAAGAAGAGGUAGAAAAUCAACUUUCGUUCAAUAAAGCUCCAAGAGAUGAGCUAACAAUAGAGGAUCCAGCUCGAACCUUUGCUUUGCAAAAGUCUGAUACAAGUGAGAAAAAAAAUACUCUGCCUAAUAUAGAUGAUGAAGGCUUUAUCACAGUAUCUAAUAAGAAGAAAAAUAAUAAAAAAAUCACUAAAAGCAGGUCGAAUCAGGAUAUUAUAGGAUCUACCUCAUACCAAAAAGGCAAAGAUGGGUGCAAAGCCACCUCACAAUAA
Dentiscutata erythropus is the source of this 342-nucleotide messenger RNA. NCBI's taxonomy places the organism in Eukaryota, Fungi, Glomeromycota, Glomeromycetes, Diversisporales, Gigasporaceae. The record is from the annotation of a GenBank genome assembly.